CUAGGGACCAUUUUUAUUCCAGUUUUUGCAGAUGAGGAAACUAAGGCUCAGGAAAGUUAAGCAACUUGCUUAGUCAUGCUAGUUAGAGUUAGAGGUGGAUUCAAACCCAGGUGUCAGGUUUCAGAACUCAUUCCCACAUUCACUGAUCUCCAGAGCAGAACUCAGUGUUUUCAGCAGCACCGACCAUCUUCUGUAUGUCUUUUCUUUUUUUUUUUUUUUUGGUACCGGGGAUCGAACUCGGGACCUUGUGCUUGCGAGGGAGGCGGUGGAACCACUGAGCUAAUCUCCGGCCCAACUGACCAUCUUCUGUAUACUGACCUCCAUCCUCAAUUUCUCUGGACCACAUUGGGGAGUGCAAAUACGUAAGGUGAAACUUUUUUUUUUUGGUACUAGCCAUUGAACCCAGGGCCUUUGUGCUGAGCUACAUCUCUAGCCCUUUUUUAGGUUUUUUUGGAGUUUUUGUUUUUUUGGUUUUUUGGCAGAGUCUCGCUAAGUCUCUAAAUUCCCUAGGCUGGAUUCAAAUUUGCCAUUCUCCUGCCUCAGCACCUCAGUGCUGGGAUUAUAGGCGUGCACCUCCACGUCUGGUUUAAACAUGUUAAACAAUUUAAAGAAAUAUUAGGAGUUAAAGGAAAACUGAAUUGUAACGUAAAAACAUGAAAGUGCUAAGAAAGUCUGUACUUUUGAAAGGUCAAUUCGGGCUCCUCCCCCAACUCGAGCCGAGCCCUUUGCUGAGGUCGCGGGAAGGGUGAGAACCCAGCGCCGAACGAAAGUGUCCCUUGUGAACCGCCCCCAGCAGGGCAGGGAGGCUCAGUGCCCGAGGGUGUGACCCGGCGGAGGCCCAGGGAAGGAGGCGGCCCUGGGGAGGCGGUUUAGGGCGGAGUCAUGGGUCCCGCCCCUGCGGCGCGAGAGCCGGCUCCGCGUGGUUUUCGCAGCUCGCCGGGAGAGCUGAUCGUCCAGAGGCCGCUCAAGGCUGGGGCUGCGCUGCAGGGAGACCCGAGCGGCUAGGGUGCGUCCGAGACCUCUCUCAGGGAAAGAGCUAGGAACACGCUGCUUGGGAAGAACUGGACUCCACUGGCUGCCAACGGCUUCGGGAGACCUCCAGCCCUCGAGUUCCAAACGACAAGGGUGGCCGUUCGGCCCGUCAUGGCCGGGCGCGCCCGCGGGCUGUGCCACAUCGCCUUCCACGUGCCCGCCGGGCAGCCCCUCGCCCUGAACCUGCAGCGCCUCUUCGGCUUCCAGCCCCUGGCGGCGCGGGAGGCGGGCGGCUGGCGGCAGCUGGCCCUGCGCAGCGGAGACGCAGUCUUUCUGGUGAACGAGGGUGCGGGGGCCGGGGACCCGCUGUAUGGUGUGGACCCGCGUCACCCGGUGCCCAGCGCAACGAACCUGUGCUUCGACGUGGAGGACCUGGACGCGGCCGUCCGGGCGCUGGCGGCGCAGGGCUGCCGCGUGCCAGUGCCCCCAGUCAGCGUGAAGGAUGUGCAAGGCACGGUCACCUACGCGGUGCUCAGCUCGCCCGCUGGAAACCUCAGCCUGACCCUGAUGGCACGCGCCGGCUACCGCGGGCUCUUCCUGCCCGGCUUCCGACCAGUGCGCUCCGCACCCGGCCCGGGCUGGGUCAGCCACGUGGACCACUUGACCUUGGCCUGCACCGCCGGGAGCUCCCCUGCGCUUAGGCGAUGGUUUCACGACUGCCUGGGCUUUCACCACUUGCCGCUGAGCCCAGGCGAGGAUCCAGAGCUAGGCCUCGAGGUGGCAGCAGGGUCCGGGCGUGGGGGCCUGCGGCUCACCGCCCUACAGACCCCGCCAGGCACCGCCGUCCCCACCCUUGUGCUGGCCGAGUCCCUCCCGGGAGCCACCAGCAGACCGGAUCAGGUGGAGCAGUUCCUGGCCCGGCACAGGGGGCCAGGCCUGCAGCACGUGGGGUUGUACACUCCCAGUAUCUUGGAGGCAGCGAAGGGGAUGGUGGUGGCAGGAGGUCGCCUCCUCACGCCCCCUAAGGCAUACUACCAGCAGCCUGGCAAAGAGGGGCAGAUCCGAGCUGCAGGGCACAAGCCGAGCCUUCUGGCCCAACAAGGAAUCCUGAUAGACGGUGAUAAAGGCAAAUUUCUACUUCAAGUCUUCACCAAGUCCCUCUUUGCUGAGGACACCUUCUUUCUGGAGCUGAUUGAGAGGCAGGGGGCCACAGGCUUUGGCCAGAACAACAUCCGAGCACUGUGGCAGUCAGUACAAGAGGAAGCUACCAGGGACCAGGAAACCUGAAGGGCAGAGCUGGGUACAACUCACCUGUCCUGGUGCUCUGGUGAGUCCACACAGGGUCUACUGGAACUGAGCCACACCCACGGAGGCAGCUAGUGAAAAGCUUUGCUCUCAGGGGCCCAGUGUGGCCUCCAUCUCAUCAGUACCUGCCAGCAAUUGAGUCUCACUGGGCUCCAAAGAGGUGGAACUUUUUUUUUUUUAACUCUAAGACAUUUCUUACAGUUUAAUAUCUAAUACAUAUGCAAGAUAUAAAGAACAAGCAAAGAUUACACAAUUAGGUCACAGAACAUAACCAGUAUUUUUGAACCCUUUAUAUUUCUCUGAUCACAUUUCUCCCCUCCCCCACCAAUUUUAAUUAACUCUUUGCUUUUCUGUAUUGUUGCACUACAUAUGAAAUACAUUCUUAAAUAAAGAUUUAAUUUUUGAGAUAGGAAUUUAAGACUAAAUCCUCCUCUGCUUCCCUUCUCCCUAGGGAGCAACCACUGCAGGUGGACACACUGAGCCUAGAUUAUAACAAAUCACCUGCCCUAGAGUGAUGCCUCGGCUCCAGUCAAAGCUGAGCUGAGACCUAGAAUGGUGUUGGAUGUCAGCCCCUGGCAGGUGUUCCCUGCAGCUGCCAUCACUCUGCAGGGGAAAACAGAUCCUCUGGAAGGAGCCCUAUUUGCUCAGAGCUGUCUGGAAGCUCAGCCAGGGAAUCAGGACUCACCACUUUCCCUCAGAGGUGAGAAGUGAAGGGGUUAGGGAGAGGGUAGAAAGCUCACCAAAUGACUACAAAAAUAAGCACUUUAUUAAACCACAGGAUUCUCAGAGGUAGGGUUC
Messenger RNA from Heterocephalus glaber (naked mole-rat), 3075 nucleotides. It is a transcript of the gene Hpdl, whose product is annotated as 4-hydroxyphenylpyruvate dioxygenase like. Gene Ontology annotation, molecular function: 4-hydroxyphenylpyruvate dioxygenase activity. Lineage: Eukaryota; Metazoa; Chordata; Mammalia; Rodentia; Bathyergidae. The record is from RefSeq and is a predicted model, not a curated record. Gene Ontology annotation, biological process: aromatic amino acid metabolic process.